Molecule: messenger RNA, 1389 nt
Organism: Trichoderma virens Gv29-8
Lineage: Eukaryota; Fungi; Ascomycota; Sordariomycetes; Hypocreales; Hypocreaceae
Exons: 1
Coding region: 1-1389 (462 amino acids)
Source: RefSeq, a predicted model, not a curated record
AUGGCUUCAUUACAGACACAGCCGUCGGGCCUGAGCAGCCACGGAAAGCUCACCAAGUCGCGCAGCCGCAUCGUCGUCAAGCCCAUCCUCAAGCGGCUGCACCACGUCCACUCGCACUCGGAGCGCAACUCGCUGGACCUCAACCGCGGCUGGGACGACCAGCCCGUGGCGACGACCCCCGAGCUGGAGUACAGCUCCUUCGACUUUGGGUCGCGCGAUCUCGACGACCUGACCAGCGACCGCCGGCUGUAUUCCAACUACCCACCUGCGCCAGCUGUCGGCGCAAAGCUCACGCGCGACGUCAGCUUCACAGAUGUCGGCCCUGGAGCGCCUGGCCUGGGGCGCGCAAACACCUUCUCUUCCUCCCACGCGCGCACAACCAGCGGCAACUCGGUCACGGCGACUACCGCCACCCGCAUUGGAUCCUUUGUUCAUCCCUCAAGGCAGAUGCCCCGGACCUCGACGCCGCCUUUGAACUCAUAUGCCAAUUCCGUUGUGUCGCUUGACAACGGCCUGACUGGCCAGCAGCAGCGUGAUUUGACGGCUGCCAUCGCCGAGAGCGACAGCGGCGACAACGACGAGCUUGACUUUGAGGAGCCGCUGGCCUCGCCCACAUCUCUGCGACUCUCCCACUCAGAGUCGAACCCAAACGGCGCCACAGCCACCAAGAAACUCUCCUACUCUUCCAGCCUGCGUUCCAACUCACCUAACUCAAAACCAACAGCUGCCGGUCGCCCGUCUUUGUCUGGAAGCCAGCGCACCAGCUCAGAUGGUCCUUCAGUGAGGGCCACCACCACUCGCUCCAACUCGGGCCCUUCUGUACAACGUCUCACCCAAGGCGCUGUGAAUCACCAAUCCACUGCAAACGAGGGCCCCUCGGUACCAUUGCUCAUCUCUACUACCCAGCAAAAGACUGCCUCAAAUCCCAUCUGCUCCACUUCGCCCAUCUCCCCCUUCCGUACUUCUCUAGACAUGAAUGGUUUCCGCCUUCGCUCACGGAGCGAGAUGGACACAUCCACCCGCCAGGAGCAGGUCCGCGAGGCCCGUCGCAAGUUCGAGGCCAAGGAGAAGGAGAAGGAGGAAAAGUAUGCUCGGGAGCAGAUCCGCAAGCGGGAGCGCGCCGACGCCAAGGAAGCCCACAAGAACGAGCGGGCGCAGGCUCAAAAGCGAAAGACCAGCUUUGGACACACCAGCACCCUCUCCAGCGCGAGAAACUCGUCCAGCGUCCGCGAAAAGACCGAGUCUGAUCCGCUCAACGGAAGCCAGGCGCAAGAGGCGCAAUUCCAGGCCCCCUCCAGAAGCAAGUCGGCCAAGCGCAGGACAAACAGCCUCUGGACCGCCUUUAUGCUUUGGCUGAGAACCCGCCUUCUUAAGCUGGCCAGGCGAUAG